UGAGAAGUGUUUUCGGUGCGCGCGCCGCCACCGCAGAACGCUCCGGGCGUCCUUGUCGUUCGGCAGAGUUAUCGGGUCGCCGUUAUCAGAUAGGAAAUUUCCUUUCACGGCAGAGCGGAAAAAACGGUGUCAAGCAUUCUCUUAUAGUUCGCCGCUGGGCUCCCGUGCCGUGCUCUUCUGUCGCAGCGCCUUUGGAUUACAUCGCAACGGUCUGCGUGCACGCUUGGAAACAUGACAUCCGCACCGUCCUCACCCAAAGCGAGACAAGGACACGUUCGGGGACAAGAAAGACAAGGACAAGGACAAGAAACAAGGACAAGACAAGGACAAGAAAGCGAGCAAGACGGGGAGUCUUGCUCGCUUUCUUGCAAGGAAGGUGAGGUUUCUGAUGAAACGCCAACGGAUACAGCUGUUUCUGGCUCUCAGGAGCCAGGUCGUGGCAACCCGUUCGUCGAGCCAGAGAUUUCCUGCUUCUGGACUACGCUGGUUCGUGACAUCACCGAAAAACAAGCAUGGAGAGUUAAGGCAUUCGACGACAGCAGCGAGCGCUUGCUGGAUGCGUACUCCGAAGAUGUGCGCCAUUACCCACUUCCAGAGGAAAGAAUCCGCAUGAAGCAUCGCAGGGACGCGGCCCUGAAGCUCAGAGCGGAUCCGGGGCGCUGGUCCCGACUCGUCUUGGCUGGGCUGAGAGAACUGGCCGCGGACGCAGCGGGGCCGGGCACUGCUGCGAUAGUCCGCACCGGCCUGCUGCACGCCUUCCAAGACUUUGCGACGCACAUUCGCUACUUCCAGAUCACGCGAGGCCUGAUGGAAGCGGCGGGCAUGGCCGUGCCGCUGACUGCCAACGCGUCUUCGUCCGUGCACGACGUGGACAAGUUGGACCCCGUGAUGCUGGCGGGAUACUGCGAGCGUUGGGAAGACGUUCGCGACACAGCUCUCUGGCACGCCUGCCUCGAAUACCACUACGCCAUCAACACGCACCACCAGCAGAACGAAUUGUGGCAUAUGGAGGAAGGCGAGACCAAGGAGGAACAAUGCUGCCGGGCCCUGCCAGAGUUGCUGUGUGACAAGGCGUCGCGCAAGUUGCAGAAGGAGCUGAACGGCGUGGUUUCUUCGACAAUGUGGUCCGUGGAGACGCAGUUCUACCUGGGGAUACCAGACAAGUGGUUCGACCGCGCAUUGGAAAUGGCUGCCUCUCUGGCUUCUUGCCGUAAAAUACACCAGACCAACACUUAACGCCUUCAGGUCAGCACCUGGGCUGUGUGACGCAUGUUCUCGUUCUGCUAGCUUUAUUUGUCCGACUUGCUAUAUAGUAACUAGGGCGUUGACAAACUACACGCAGUUGUUUUUGUUUUGCUUUGCUUUUCGUAUACUGAUCGGGAAAAAUUUAGCAACACAGUGCCUUCUGCUGUGCGUGUAGCAAUGACAAGGAUUUGUCUUGGCCCUUGAGAAAAUCUGUGCACAAAACCUUCGGUACACAUUAUUCAUGGAACCUAUUGAAUUUGGGCAUAGACUUUCGCAGGCGCAUGUCAGCAUAUUGAAAGCUACUAAGACGCCUGACAAAGCACGUGAAUGACACGUUCGUCCACUGAGUGCUAAUAAACGUGCGCGAAUGUAUACGGACUGUGUCGAUUUCAACUCACUACAAAAAAAAAAAAGAAA
Dermacentor andersoni is the source of this 1662-nucleotide messenger RNA. RefSeq lists its product as uncharacterized. The record is from RefSeq and is a predicted model, not a curated record. Gene Ontology annotation, molecular function: gamma-glutamylaminecyclotransferase activity. Gene Ontology annotation, cellular component: cytosol. NCBI's taxonomy places the organism in Eukaryota, Metazoa, Arthropoda, Arachnida, Ixodida, Ixodidae.